Heterostelium album PN500 is the source of this 3456-nucleotide messenger RNA. Its product is annotated as G-protein-coupled receptor family 3 protein. The transcript is spliced from 14 exons. Gene Ontology annotation, biological process: G protein-coupled receptor signaling pathway; gamma-aminobutyric acid signaling pathway. Gene Ontology annotation, molecular function: G protein-coupled GABA receptor activity. The coding region runs from base 1 to 3456 and encodes 1151 amino acids. Gene Ontology annotation, cellular component: membrane; G protein-coupled receptor heterodimeric complex. NCBI's taxonomy places the organism in Eukaryota, Evosea, Eumycetozoa, Acytosteliales, Acytosteliaceae. The record is from RefSeq and is a predicted model, not a curated record.
AUGAUCAAUCAUACAAUUACAAAGCAAAAAAUUGACUAUUUAUAUCUAUCUAUUUUAGAAGCAAAACCAGAAAAACAUAAACAUAUAGUUAAUGAUACACUUACAUCAAUCUAUAUUUCACCAGAUGGAAAAGAUGAUAGUGAUUGUGGCGCAAUUGGACGACCUUGCUUCACAAUCUUCAAGGGAGAUUCUAAAAUUCGAAUAGGAUCCAAUUAUGUAUUUUAUCUACUUCCUGGGUAUUACGAUUAUUCCAAUACCACACUAUACAAUCUUUCCGAUGUAAAUUUCACAAUGAUUGGUGUAGCAGGUCCAAAACAAACGAAAAUCAAGCUAUCUAGUGGUGGUAGAUUUGUUGUGGUGGUUAGAUCGGUUUUCAAUUGCAUUGGAAUCACUUUUUUAAAUUCAUUUACACCACGCAGCUACAACUCUUUCAAUACAGCACCAAACUUUAGAAAUGUCUAUUCGCGAAGAGCAGGAGUGGAACUCACGGAUUUCAAGUUGACAAUUGCACCAUUCAAAAUUCGAAAUUCCAAUGCAACUUUGAUAAAUAUAUAUUCUUUUAACAAUUCAAUCGAAAAUUUCUUGGCUUCAAGGAAAUCUGAAGUUGCAAUUAUAAACUCAACAUUUCAAUUGAAUGAUCAUGAUAGUUUAUUCGAAGCAAAUUAUUGCAAAUUUACUAUUUACCAAUCAAAGAUAUUCAGUAACGAUAUUAGUGUAUUAGUAUCAUCAAAUUUCUCUGAAAUUAACAUUAUAUCAACAUCCAUUUAUUAUAACAAAUGUGAACAAGGAUUCUUUUUUAAUACCUCAGCAGUAACCAUCUAUAAUUGUAUUAUAUCUGAAAAUGUAUCAAUAUUCGGUCAAUUAAUAUUAGCAACCUCAUAUAUGAACAUGGCAAAUGUUAUAAUUAAAAAAAAUAUAGGUCUUGGUGUAACUAGUAUAUUAUUUCAUAAUUUUGAUAGUGCAUCAAAUGAGACUAUUUUUAGUGAAAACAUAUCCCCUGUUGGUUCUGUAAUAGUGAAUGAAGCAAGGUCAUUUACAAUUUUAAACACCCUUUUUACUGGACAAACCCCUAUCGAUACAACCUCAAUUUCGAUCUAUGGAAAUGGUGAACUAUUCGCUCUCAACUCUGUUUUUCAUAAUUUAACUGGAACUUGUGUGACAUCCGAUUCACAAUCUAUUAUUGUGUUUUCUGAUGUUUCUUUUUUAAAGGUUCAAGGGAAGAUUGUUCAAUCUUUUGGUAAAGGUGAAGUAUUUUUUGGAUCAUGCAUUUUCGAAGAAAAUACAGCAUUUGACCAUUUAAUUUAUCUUUCGAAUAAGGUCUCUGCAUAUUGCUUUAACUCACGAAUAAUUUCCAACAAGUGUGCUUCUUUUUUCGAAAUUAACUUUGAAUCAAGUUUGCGUGGUGUAAACAUGAUUGCUUUAAACAAUUUCUUCCAAGAUGCUUUGAUUACCGGUUCAAAUUCCUUUGGUAUAUCCCUUCAAUAUUCUUCUUUUAUCAAUAACCUAGGAGUAUAUAAAGGAGUAAUUUUUCAAAUCGAUCAAUCCGGUUCUAUAAAUAUUACAGAUUCUCUAUUCUAUGGGAAUAAAUCACCGUUUGGUACAUUUAUCUACUUUAGGAAAAUUGCAACUCGAGGAUGGACCGAAUGUAAUAAUAAUUUCAUGAGAAACACUUUCAAUACCAAUACUGCUUCAUCAUCUGGCGCACUUGUAUACUUUGAAUAUAAUGUCACUUGCCCAUUCAUUUGUGAGGAAUGUUUUGAAAGCCACAAUGUUGCAACCUUUGGAGACUUGGUUAACAGUGAAUAUUGGAACUUCACUGUGUUGGCUCCCAACCACACAAAUACUCCGCAAAACUUUCAAGUGGUAAUCACGGCAUUGGAUGCGUUUGGAAAUCGUGUAUUAGGAAGGAAUGACGUUAGUUUUUUGGUUGAUGAACAGUGUCCGAAUGUCAACCUCACUGGUAUAAAGACAACUAUACUCAACAGCAAUGGUAUUUCAAUUAUGUAUAACUUGCAACUCAGUGGCGAACCAGGAACAUCUUGUGUUCUCAAUUUCACAUCAGAUCCACCAUCGAAAACUGGACCAGUUUAUGUUAAUUUGACCUUGGACAUAUGUACAGAUGACCAUAAAGUGGUAUCAUAUCAAUCUCAAUUAUAUUGUUUAAAAAAGGGUGGAAUAUCUGAUAUAGUUAAGCUCAUUAUCACAUCGUUGAUGGUAGUAGAAUUCAUAAUUGUCAUAAUAGCUAUGAUAAUAACCAUUAUCUAUAGAAACAAUAGAUUGAUAGUUCACUCCAACAUUAUAUUUCUGUUGACAGUAUUGGUUGGAUGCCUUUUACUACUUGGAUCGAUUAUAACCUCUGAAAUCACUGCUGAUAUUACUUGUAUCUUGAGAAAUAUUAUUAUUCCUGCUGGUUUGUUUAUCACUUCUCUAUCUGUCAUUGCCAAACAAAUUAGAUUAUGGAGUAUUCGAAGACAACUCAAUUUUCAAAAGAAAACAUUGAUGAAAACCAGUUAUUUCUUCAAAUGUUUUGGAAUUUUAUCAAUUGUACCAGCAAUAAUAAUUUCUCUAAAUGCAAUUGUCUCGCCAUUAAAACCAACUGAUAUUAUAAACUUAAAUAACCAUUCAGUAACCCAUGUUUGUACAUCUCAACAUGGAGUUAUCUAUGUAAUAAUAAAUCUCGUUUAUUUAGUUUUAUUAUUAUUGGUUUCUUGUGUAUUGAUUUUUUUAAGCAGAGACUAUAGAUCAUCACCAGGAACUUUUAAUGAACCAACCUAUAUAGCAAUUUUAAUUUACAAUUAUUUAUUAUUAAAACAAGCCGUUGUUUUAUCUAUGAUGAAAUUCAUAGAGGAACAAGAACAACAACUUGAUAGAAAUAGAGACAUCUUAAUGUUUUAUGAAUUGUAUGGAAAUGAUGAAGGAAAAUUGAAUUUUGCAAAUCACAAUAUUUUCACUCCUGAUACUCCGUCACCAUCGAUCCAACACGGAUCAGGCCAUAUCAACCCACCGAAUGACAACAAUAACCUGCACAAUAAUAAUAGUAUUAUUAUUAACCAAUACAACAAGAAUAUAUCACACGGUCUACCCAGUCCACCAAACAAAUCUACUUCCGAUUCUCCCAGUAGUAUCCCUUCUGAUACAAUACAAAGAGUUACCAAUAACCAUAUCAAUAAUAAUAAUAAUAAUAAUCAUAUUAACCAUAGAAAUAGCAUUAAAGAUUUAGAUGCAAUUUAUGGAUCUAUGGCAUUUAAUAAUGAGGAACCUAUGGACAGUCCUUUCACAAAAUCAUUGAAAAGUAAAUUCUCCGCAUCACCUGACAACUUGAAUACCACCAAUAACAAUAACAACAAUAAUAACGAAACAAUACCCCAAAGAACAUCGGUAUCCACACCAAAUUCACCUGUAUCAAAUUUUAGGAGAACCUUUGCAUUGACGAAAAAGAAAAAGAACAAGAAAUAA